This is a messenger RNA of Sungouiella intermedia, 888 nucleotides long. The record is from the annotation of a GenBank genome assembly. NCBI's taxonomy places the organism in Eukaryota, Fungi, Ascomycota, Pichiomycetes, Serinales, Metschnikowiaceae.
AUGUCGAAAGUCUCUGUCGCUGUUUUCGGUCUCAAUGGUGCUUUGGGCCAGCCAACCUUAGAAGCCAUCAAGAGCCCAGUGUUCGCAGAUAAGUUCCAGUUGCCAAUUUUGGCUGUAACUCGUGAUGCCUCCAAGUACACUUCAGAUGAGCAUGUCAAAUAUAUCACCGGUGACUACCUUUCCGGCAAGGAUGCUUUGGUGAAGGAAUUGAAUGGCGUCGACGCUAUUGUGGAGUUGCUCCACCCCGACCCAGCCUUGUUUGCUGCCGUUGAGGCCAUCGUCGGUGAGGUCAAGCCAAAGGUCUUCAUUCCUUCUCAGUUUGGAGUUGAAUUGGAGAAAGCUCGCGAGGUGUUUCCAGGAUUCUUGGCUCUUAAGAGUGACCACUCCGACAACGUGAGAAAAUCAGGCAUCAAGGUGGUAGACAUUUACACUUCCUUCUUCGCUCAGGGUCGCUGGUUGUAUGAAGUCGUGGGACAUGUUGGAGGAGACCUCGAGACCAAGACGGUGACCUACUUUGGCUCGCCAGACACGAAGGUGGCCUUCUCAAGUCUCACCGAUAUUGGCAGAUCCAUUGCUUCCCUUAUCACCAAACCUGCUUCGGAGCUUCCUGAUAAAGUGAGAAUCCAAUCUGGAGAAGUCAGUUUGGGCGAGAUUAUCAAGAGAUACGAGGAAACCCACGACAUCAAGUUCACCGAGAAGGUUGUUCCAUUGGACGAGGCAUUGGCUAAUGCUAAGGAAGUUUGGGCCAAGGGCUUCGACCCUUCCAAGUUCCUCUACUACUUGCAAGUGAUCUCAGCUUCUGGUGUUGACAAGGGAGCUUCCUUUUCGCAGAAUCAAGAUGAAUUGGUCAACCCUGGUGGUAGCUUGUGGACUUGGUCCAAGUUCUAG